UCCCUAUCACAUUCAACAAACUAGCUAAAGCUGCAGAGUUCUGAUACUAUUUGCAUAACAAGAGCAGAAAUGGCCUUUGCUAUGGUGGGAGAGGCUCUUAUCUCUGCUUCAGUGGAGAUCUUGCUGGAUAGAAUUACUUCUUCAGAGUUUCGAGAUUACUUUGCCAACAGAAAGCUCAAUGUUUCUCUCUUGGAUGAGCUGAAGAUAAAGUUGUUGUCACUCAAUGCUGUGCUGAAUGAUGCUGAGGAAAAACAGAUCACUGAUCUUGCAGUGAGGGCAUGGCUUGAUGAGCUCAAAGAUGCUGUCUUAGAUGCUGAGGACUUGUUGGAUGAAAUCAACACAGAUUCUCUGAGGAGCAAGGUGGAGGGAGAAUCUAAAACCUUAACUACCCGGGUCAGAUCAUUACUUUCUUCUCCCUUUAAUCAAUUUUAUAGUAGCAUAAAUUCCAAGCUUGAAGCAAUAUCUACAAGGCUAGAACAUUUUGUGAAACAUAAAGAUAUUCUUGGUUUGCAAAGUGUUUCCAGGAGAGUAUCUUCCAGAACAGUUACAGAUUCAUUGGUUGAAUCUGUUGUUGUUGCUAGGGAGGAUGACAAAGAGAAGCUAUUGAGAAUGCUUCUAUCUGAUGAAGAUGGGAAGAACAAUCAUAUAGAAGUGCUGACAAUAUUGGGCAUGGGUGGUCUUGGAAAAACAACCCUAGCUCAAUGUCUUUAUAAUGAUAAUGCAGUGCAGAAACAUUUUGAUUUGACAACUUGGGCAUGGGUAUCUGAUGAUUUUGAUGUGUUUAGAGUUACGAAGACAAUUGUUGAAUCUGUCACUUCUAAAAAGAGUGAUAGUAGUAAUUUAGAUGCACUUCGGGUUGAAUUGAAGAACAACUUGACUGAUAAAAAAUUCUUGCUUGUGCUCGAUGACCUUUGGAAUGAAAAAUACAAUGACUGGAAUCAUUUAAUAGCACCUUUUACCAGUGGAAAGAAGGGAAGUAAGAUCAUUGUAACAACCCGACAACAUAGAGUUGCACAAAUAACACAUACAUUUCCCAUAUGUGAGCUGAAUCGUCUAACAGAUGAAAAUUGUUGGUGUAUACUUGCAAAACAUGCAUUUGGAAAUGAAGGAUUCAACAAAUAUCCAAUGCUAGAAGAAAUUGGUAGAAAAAUUGCAAGAAAAUGCGAUGGCCUACCACUAGCAGCUAAAACAUUGGGAGGUCUUUUGAGAUCAGUUGUUGAUGUAGAGGAAUGGGAUCGAAUUCUGAACAGCAACUUAUGGGCACAUGACGAUGUUACACCUGCUUUACGCAUAAGUUAUCUUCAUCUUCCGGCACAUUUGAAAAGAUGUUUUGCUUAUUGCUCAAUUUUUCCCAAACAACAUUUGUUGGAUAGGAAGGAAUUGAUUUUGUUAUGGAUGGCUGAAGGCUUUCUUCAACAAAUCCAUGGAGAGAAAUCAUUGGAAUCAGUAGGUGAUGAAUGCUUUAAUAAAUUGUUAUCUAGAUCUUUAAUUGAAAAUGACAAAGCUAAACCAGAGGAAAAGUUUCGCAAUCUCAAUUAA
Cajanus cajan (pigeon pea) is the source of this 1539-nucleotide messenger RNA. Lineage: Eukaryota; Viridiplantae; Streptophyta; Magnoliopsida; Fabales; Fabaceae. The record is from RefSeq and is a predicted model, not a curated record.